AGACAGUUAGGGGAUGUUUGUUUCAGCCUCUUAAUGGUUCAGAUGUCUGAAUGGCUCAACACUUAAUGGUUCAGACUGUUUGUUUCAGCCUCUUAAUGGUUCAGACUGUUUGUUUCAGCCUCUUAAUGGUUCAGAUGUCUGAAUGGUUAAGAGAUUUGCCUUUGAAUGGUUCCCGGGGGCCGAUUACCCACCGUGCAAUCGCUGCCCAGCAAUUCGACGGCGCACAAUUCACCCGAGAUCUCGACCACAAAGUCGGGGCAAAAUGGGACCUUUUGGCCAUUCAUCGACCGGGAGGGGAUUUAAUCAUAAGGAGGGUGAAAGAUGAACAAGAAGUUGAUCCGCCGGCUGCAGGCGAGCCUGCAUCAGAAGAAGAAUGCAGUAGUACUGCUUCAAACAAGGAUGCAGCUUCUACCUCUGGGGAAACUAAAGCAUCACAUGUUGCUAGACAUGACAAAUCCCGAUAUGCCAGCGUGCUUGAUGAUCAAGAUGACAAUAUAAGGGAUAUGGAGCCUUCUGCCAUUAGUGGCAACGGAACUGAAGCAGGUCAGAUAAUAGUAAUUAAUGUGGGUGGCCGCAAUGGACAACCCGAACAGAAAUUAUCGUACAUGACCGAGCGCGUGAUAGGUUCUGGUUCUUUUGGGGUUGUUUUUCAGGCAAAGAACCUCGAAACUGGAGAAAGUGUUGCUAUAAAGAAGGUUCUACAGGACCAGAGAUACAAGAAUAGGGAACUCCAGAUUAUUCGUUUAUUUGAUCAUUCUAAUGUUGUCCAAAUGAAGCAUUGCUUCUAUUCAACAACAGACAGGAAUGAAGUUUACCUUAAUCUUGUAAUGGAGUAUGUUUCUGAAACUGUCUACAAAGUGUCUAGGCACUAUAGCAGAAUGAACCACCACAUGCCCAUUAUAUAUGCACAACUCUAUGUAUACCAGAUUUGUCGAGGUUUGAAUUAUAUGCACAACGUGAUCGGUGUAUGCCACCGAGAUAUCAAACCGCAAAAUUUAUUGGUCAAUCCUCACACACAUCAGCUAAAGAUUUGUGAUUUUGGGAGUGCAAAGAUGUUGGUUCCUGGUGAGCCAAACAUAUCAUACAUUUGUUCUCGGUACUAUAGGGCUCCGGAGUUGAUAUUCGGAGCCACUGAGUAUACUGUUGCAAUUGACAUGUGGUCUGUUGGUUGUGUCAUGGCUGAACUACUUCUCGGAGAGCCUAUAUUUCCUGGUGAAAGUAGUGUUGACCUGCUUGUAGAAAUCAUUAAGGUUCUAGGGACACCGAGUAGGGAGGAGAUCAAAUGUAUGAAUCCGAACUACAGGGAGUUUAAGUUCCCACAAGUCAAGGCUCAUCCGUGGCACAAGGUGUUUCAUAAAAGAAUGCCUCCAGAGGCAGUGGAUCUAGUCUCGCGGCUGCUCCAGUACUCGCCAACAAUGCGUUGUAACGCUUUGGAGGCUCUUGCACAUCCUUUCUUUGAUGCUCUAAGGGAGCCAAAUGCAUGCUUGCCUAAUGGAAAACCUUUGCCUCCUCUCUUCAACUUCACUCCCCAAGAGCUUUCCGGUGCAUCUGCCGACCUCCGAAACCGUAUAAUCCCCGAACACCUCAGACACUAAUCAAAAUAGAGAAACAUCCUCUUGGACAACAACGAAGACGCUUUUGAUAGCGGAA
Messenger RNA from Cuscuta campestris, 1650 nucleotides. Lineage: Eukaryota; Viridiplantae; Streptophyta; Magnoliopsida; Solanales; Convolvulaceae. The record is from the annotation of a GenBank genome assembly.